Molecule: messenger RNA, 1244 nt
Organism: Pristis pectinata (smalltooth sawfish)
Lineage: Eukaryota; Metazoa; Chordata; Chondrichthyes; Rhinopristiformes; Pristidae
Product: uroplakin-3a-like
Exons: 7
Coding region: 98-979 (293 amino acids)
Source: RefSeq, a predicted model, not a curated record
GGUGGCGAUCGCUGUGAUUGGUGCUCAGACUGGUUUAAACCUGCAGCUGCCUCACUUCGCUCAGGCUGUUCCUCGUUGGCUUCCAUUCCUAUUGGGAAUGAUCGCCAGUUUUCCUGCUAACAUGAAGAUUGCUUUACUGUUGUUAAGUGUUUGGGUCCCAUUCACCUUCUGCGCCCUUAUAAACUUCAAGCCGGAAAUCCCCUCGACUACUUUAAUCCGGGGUCUCCGAACUGCUACCACCGUGACCCUAGCCAAGCCCAUCUGUAUCUUCGCCAGUGGCGAUGUGGUCGAUGUCUUUGGCGUGCAAGCGACCGCGAGUUCAAUCCCAAAUGAAAUUGGCAAUGGCAGCGUAAACUCUUACCGACAAACCAGAGGGGGUGAAAUUGGACCAUAUCGUGCUGGAAGCUUUCAGAUCCCAAUGUGUACAUCAUCACAGUUCAUGGCAAGCACAGAUCCUGUGGUGAUCCAAGCAGAAAUCAAUCAAUAUCUCUUCAGAGUUGGGAAUGAUGUUCAGUGUCUGAACCAAGUUGACACUGUUCCGGGAAACUGUAAUGCACCACUUAAUGGAAAAGUACCUUACAGGUUUAAGUAUGCUGUACGUAACUCUUCCACAAAUACAGUUAUAAAUGAAACACUCUGGUCAGAUUCCAUCACUCUUCUACAAGUUUCUCAGCCCACAGUUAUUGAUACCUGGCCAGGCAAGAGGACAGGAGGAAUGGUGGUGAUCACAACUAUUCUUGUCAUUCUUCUCUUUCUUAUCCUGUGCGCCUUUAUCACUUUGCUGAUGUAUGUGAUUUGUAUGAAAGAAGAGUGUCCUGCAAUGGAACAGCAACCAGCUCCAAGGAGCUACAUCACGCAUCAGAAAAAUGAAGGCUAUGCUGAAGUUCUCCCUACAGGAGGACUCAAACCUGCUGCCCAAAAAUCUCCUGAGCAAUCACAUUAUCAAGUUGUUGAAACAUCAUCUCAAGCACCUGUGUAAGGUCAUGGGAAAAGUCCAAGAUGGUCACCAUUUUGGACCGAAGACAUUAAUCUGCAGAUGGGCAGUGAGAAACACUGAUAUACAACAUGGUUUCCUUUGUAUUUCUCCAGGGUAAACUGCAUAUCUGGAAUUCCAACCUGUUUUUUACAAAUCCUGUGUAAUGCAUGGUGACUGUAUGUCGGGGGUGGGGGGAAAGGGUUGAAUUCUAACUGAUUUGGUUAACUUUUUAUUGUGCAUAUUUGAAAUAAAGUACUUGUUGCUUGGG